Messenger RNA from Peromyscus leucopus (white-footed mouse), 1540 nucleotides. Its product is annotated as translation initiation factor IF-2-like. The transcript is spliced from 3 exons. Lineage: Eukaryota; Metazoa; Chordata; Mammalia; Rodentia; Cricetidae. Bases 1 to 1185 code for a protein of 394 amino acids. The record is from RefSeq and is a predicted model, not a curated record.
AUGGUGACGGGGCGCGGACACCCCCCCCUCUUCCAAGCCGGACCCCGCCCCCGGGCCCUGAGCGCGCGCCCCGCGGCCCCUCACCCGGCUCCGGCCGACGCGCUGCCCCGCCGCGGGCCUCUCCCCGGGGACCCCCGGGCUCCGCCGCCCUGGUCCGCUCGGUCCGCAGCUGCCACUCACGCCGCGGCUCUCGCUGCCGCCGCCGCCGCCACCGCCGCCACCGCCAUGGCCCGGGCGCUGAGACGUCACCGCCCUCACGGCGCGCGUGGAGCGUGCCGUGGACCCGGGCUCCCCCUCCCCCGUGGGGCGCGCUCGGAGGAGCCGGCCCGGGGGCUGGGGGUGCUGGUGCUGGUGCACGUGGGGGGACCCGAGGGCGGAGCUCCCCUCCGCGGCGCGGGCGAUGAUCCCCAACUUCCCGCGAGCCGGGCCUGGGAUCCCCGGAAAGGCAGCCGCAGCUGCACCUCCGAAUGCUGCUGGGCGCGCGCCCUGAGCUCCGAGGGCUUCCGCGGGGUCCCGGGUGUCCGGGGGACCGGCCCGCGCUCCGCCCGGCCUCUCCCCCCCCUCGAGGUCUGGGGGCGGCGGCUCGGGACGUCCCGACGCAACUCUCGGCCGGAGCCAGAGACUCGAGAAUUGCGUUUGGACAAUCAGGAGCCGCGGCCCGGGGCGGGGAGGGAGGCGCACCGGAGGCACCCGGGAUGGAGACGCCACGCGGAAGCGGGGAUACCAGAUGGACACCUCCCCCGCCCCGUAGGGGAGUCGGGGGACACAAGAGUGAAAUGUGCGGCGUGGGAAAGUGGGCAGAGCCCCUCCGGGAGGGACUCGGAGCGAAGGAAGCGGACGGGGAGAAGAGGAAGGAGCAGGGCCAUCCCGGUGGAGGGCAGGGAACGAGGGGCAGGGGGACGAGACCGUGACGGGCGCUCGGUCCCCCGCCAGCCUGCGCUGCGGCUGCCAGGGGGUGGCCUGUCUCUGGGACAAGCUAGCAGUGGGUCCCCUCGCCCGCAACCCCGGUUACCCCCUACUUCCCUGUCCUCCUUGGGUCCGUGGCCAGUCCUUAUGUGGGCGCCAGAGUCGAUUAGCGCGGACCCCCUCCCCUUCCUCCUCCUUCUCCCAGCCCCCUCCCUUCUGCUCUCCUCCAGCCCCUUUCAUGGGCUCGUCCAUUCCCCUAAUCCUGGCCCCCUCCCCUAAUCCCCCCCAUCCGACCCCAGGCCGGCUGCGGCUAUUGUAAGGUGGAGAGAAGGGAGGGGAACAGAGAAAGGAGGGGUGGGGUGGGCCACCUGUUCCAGGACCCCCUUCCAAGGCCAGACUGGACACCAGGAUGGGGCCAAGAACAAAUCACCCUUGGGGGCCAUAAGGACCCGGGAGUGUGGGGGGGGCAUGACUGGUGCUGCAGAGCCAAUGAAAGGGGGUGGGGACAGAGUCCCCUCCCUCCGAAAAGGCCCAGAGUGUCACGCACACACAGUGACACACACUCUCUCCUCUCACACCCGGCGGCGGGGGUUGCCCUGGGAGACCAGGCAGUGAAAGGGAGCAAUCCUUCGCA